CAUGAAUUAUUCCUCUACUCUGCCUGGGAUGUCUGCAUGUACAAUAAAACUCGUUCUUUUCUUCUGCUGCAUUAAUUUUGCCGAAAGCUACAAAAUACUGGUAUUCUCUCCUGUAAUAAGUCGGUCUCAUAUGAUAUCUAAUGGAAGGAUUGCAGAUGAAUUGGCUUUGGCAGGUCAUGACGUGGUGUUGUUUGAACCGGAUUUUCUCAACUUAUCGCAUACUGUCAAUCCCGUGAAGCUUGCUCGUCGUUGGCAGGUUCAUGGAUUUCCGUCAUAUUUGCACGAUGUUUUACAAGCAUUUUCUGGCAGUGCUUUCGAGGAGAUAUCUCAGUACACUGCACAACAAGGAUGGCUCCAGUACCAGCAUGCAUACGACAGGCUUUGCGAAGAUCUCAUCAAUCGCGAGACUAUCAUGGAAGAGUUGCGCAUGGAAAAAUUCGAUGGCUUUUUUGGAGAGCAAAUAAGUUUGUGCGGACAUGGCUUAGCCUAUGCGCUCGGUAUCAAAUCUCAUUUUUGGGUGUCUAGCUGUACUGUAAAUGACCAUAUGGCAUGGAUUUUGGGAAUGCCUCAACCACUAUCGUACAUUCCUUCUUAUAGUGGCAUACAUUCGAAUAAAAUGACGUACUUUGAGAGGGUUCAGAACAUUUACGACACAUUUUUACACAUCUACUUCUGGGAUAAAGCAGCUGAAGAGACAAAUAAAGUGUUUAGGAAAAAGUAUGGCGAAAACUUCCCUAAUCUGAAGGAAAUUGCUUAUAAUUCCGACUUGGUGUUUGUGGCCACAGAUGAGUUUAUUGAUAUUCAAAGUCCUACGCUUCCCCACGUCGUUCAUAUCGGUGGAAUAGGGAUUAAGGAUGAUAAAGUCAAUGACGCUUUGCAGGAGCCUUUUGCCGAGCAGAUGCAGAAAGGCAACAAGGGAACCGUGUAUUUUUCGUUGGGAACUUUAGUCAACACCACUUUAUUGCCUGUUAAAGCAAUGACAUCGAUAAUGAAUGCGAUAGAACAGACUCCUGAUCACCACUUUAUUUUGGUUGUAGACAAAUUUGACAAGUUUACUAGGACGCUUGCUGAGACAGUGCCCAAUGUUUAUGUUACCUCAUGGGCUCCACAGCCCGCAAUCUUGAAACAUCCCCGACUCAGGGCAUUUAUCAAUCACGGAGGUUACAAUAGCCUAAUAGAAGCGUCACGAGCUGCAGUUCCUCUUCUCAUCAUUCCCUUCUUCUUCGAUCAAAUUCGAAACGGCCACGCAGUCGAAAACAGCGGAUGGGGAAUAGCUUUGGAUAAACGUGUGCUUGUUGAAGAACCUCAAAAAGUUGUCACAGCAUUGCAUAAAUUACUCACAAACGAAAAUUACAAAAAAGCUGCAGUGAGGAUCUCUACUCUGAUACGAACAAAGCCGUUCAAUGCUUCUGAAAGGCUUGUGAAAUACACAGAAUUUGUACUCUCGAACGGAGGCAUGAAAGAGCUACUAGUUGAGGGGAGAAGAUUGAAUCUUAUAGUGUAUUAUAAUUUAGAUAUAUUUGUGCCAUUAGUAGCUGCUUUCCUGUUGUUUUUCUACAUUACAUUGCGAUUGUUGGCUGCUGUAAAUCAAACUAUGAAAAUUAAAAAAGUCAAGCUGCAAUAA
Cylicocyclus nassatus is the source of this 1624-nucleotide messenger RNA. NCBI's taxonomy places the organism in Eukaryota, Metazoa, Nematoda, Chromadorea, Rhabditida, Strongylidae. The record is from the annotation of a GenBank genome assembly.